CCUGAUCUUCUGUAUGGCCGGUGUCGACAAGAGGCAGGGGAGCACAUCAAUCCUACCGACAGACGAGCAGAAAGCGAAUGGGUCGUGCUUCCCAAGGGUCGCACCAACCCGGCUCCUUUGGAACCUGGUCUAGGCGAAUAUGCGCUGAAUCAGGGAGGAGUCAACCGUGUUUCGAGGCCAGGCUCCACAGACUGGCUUUCUGCCCGUUUGGAGAGGCGAUUUGUAAGUUGGCCUCACCGGAAGCUGUCUUCAUGUUUUAAUGAAUCACCGUCAAGCCUGGUGUCCUGCUCUGACGAUCUCCGUCACACGACGGACGAAAGCUAUGCAACGAUUCGUCGGGGUAGCAGGCCCGUGCGCCGAUGA
Protopolystoma xenopodis is the source of this 363-nucleotide messenger RNA. Lineage: Eukaryota; Metazoa; Platyhelminthes; Monogenea; Polystomatidea; Polystomatidae. The record is from the annotation of a GenBank genome assembly.